Phytomonas sp. Hart1 is the source of this 2109-nucleotide messenger RNA. The record is from the annotation of a GenBank genome assembly. NCBI's taxonomy places the organism in Eukaryota, Euglenozoa, Kinetoplastea, Trypanosomatida, Trypanosomatidae.
AUGGCGGCCUCGGCGAAUGAAUGGGCGAGCCUCAAAGGGGCCACUCUGAGCAAACCGACGUUGAGUGUUCUGCAGGACUGCCUUCACUUCGCCACGAUGGCGCCCGUCCAGGCCCGGGUCGUACCUUUACUUCUGUCGAACUACGACGUUGUGGUGGAGGCGGUGACCGGGAGCGGGAAGACGCUGGCCUAUUUAAUCCCCUGCGUGGAGAUGCUUCUUCGGCCGGCCUGCCAGGCGGUCUGCCGGAGCCGGCGGAAUGCCGUGAUCGCGAUGGUGGUGCUCCCCUCCCGCGAGCUCGCCCAGCAGGUCUUCCACAUCACCAAAACCAUCCUACGCUACCUCACGCGGGAGUACAAGCCGGACCCCCCGGUGAGCCUGCCGGAUUAUUCCUACCGCUGCUAUAUCGGCGGCCGCGAUGUCAAACUCGACGUCGGGGACUUCGAGCGGGAAGGGGGGAAUGUUUUGAUCGGGACCCCGGGCCGGUUGUACGAGCUUUUGGUGUCCUCCGCCUACGCCGGGAUGUUUGACUGCGCGGCCUUCGAGCUGCUCGUCCUGGACGAGGCGGACCGGCUGCUGGAGUUCGGCUUUAAAGCGAAGCUCGACGCGCUGCUCAAGCGGCUCCCCAAACAACGCCGGACGGGGAUGUUCAGCGCCACGCAAACGAAAGAAUUGGCGGCGAUCGCCCGGGUGGGGAUGCGGAAUGCGAUUUCGAUCACCGUCCGGCUGCACUCCGCGGGGGGCGGCGAGGUGGACCGGUCGAAGCCGCAGAUCCCCGACCGGCUGCGGAAUUUCUACGCCUUCAGCCCGGCCUCGGAGAAGUUGGACCGGCUGCUGGAGUUCCUCGCCGCGCAUCGCGAGGCGAAGGUGGUGGUCUACACCAUGACCUGCGCCGGGGUGGACUGGCUUUACGAGGCCCUGAGCGGCGUUCUUUUGGCGGACGACGCCGCGCGGGUCUUCGCCCUGCACGGCCAAAUGCGCCUGGCGCGGCGGCAGAAGGUCCAGCGCGCCGUCAUGCGCGCCGCGCGGUGCGUGCUCGUCGUGACCGACGUGGCCGCCCGCGGGCUCGACAUCCCGGAGGUCGGGGUCGUCGUGCAGUUCGACCCCCCAGUGGAUCCGCACACGUUUAUCCACCGCAUCGGCCGGACCGCGCGGAUGGGGCGGCAGGGCCGCAGCCUGGUGCUGCUCCUGCCGCAUGAGCUGGACUACGUCGGCUUCAUGGGCCUUCAAAACGUCCCGCUUCUGCCGCUCGACGAGGCGCGGGACUCGCUCGAGGCCGCGCGGGAGCGGAUCGACCAGCUCAACGCGCGCCGGACGUUGUUUAGCGCCCAGCCGGUGGAUAAGCGAAAGAUGAUUCACCAAUCCCACCGCCAAAAGCAGCUCACGCGGCGCGAGCGGCGGGCGAAACUCCACGAGGAGCAUCUUAGCAAAGCCGCCGGGGCCGCACGAGCGCGGGCCGAUCGAAAAGAAGUCUUGGGCGAUUUAUGCGAGAGCCCGUCGGUCCUAGCGCUGCGCCGUGCGGCUUGUAGUAAUGAAAAGCUCUUGAACUUAGCCACCCGAGCCUUCGUUUCGUUUAUUCGAGCCUACAAAGAGCACGAAUGCCGCCAUAUCUUUCAGCUUCAGAUGAUCGAUCUCACCGAUCUCACGCACGGGUUCGGCAUUUUCAAGGUGCCGAACUGCGGGGAGAUCAAACGGAUGCGGAUGCUGAAGAUCCCACUCCAGCCCGAGUUCGACAGCUUCGUCAAGGCGCUAUCGGACAAAGUGCGUGAAAAACGGCAGCGCGAGCUCGAACAACGCACCCAACACGAAAAUGAAACCGGGGCCGAGGAUGAUUCGAGCAGCCCUCCCGGGAAGCAUCACAAAGUCGAGCGAAAUGAAAGGCUCGAGGCGUUAAAACGGGUUAAAAUGACCCAGUCGGAGCGCAGCCGCGCGUGGCGGCAGGCCGAGAUUGACGAGUUGUUGAAGGAUAGCUAUUACGUCAAGAAGGAACGUCAAGGGCGGGUGAACGCUCGCGUGGUGGAUGAGAAAAUGGGUGUAAACGCCAUUGAAAAUUCCUUCUUGAGCUCCCGUGAGCGGCAAGAGGCCGCGAAGGUUCGCCACCACAGCAGAUGA